CCUCCUUUUCAGUUGAGCGCUGAAGCGUCGGCCGGAUCAUGUCAAGCGGUUCUGCGGAUUACAACAGCUCUAGAGACCGAGACCAUGGGGGCCCAGAAGGAAUGGAGCCUGAUGGUGUCAUCGAGAGCAACUGGAAUGAGAUCACAGACAAUUUCGAUGACAUGAACCUGAAGGAGACUCUCCUGAGGGGCAUUUAUGCAUAUGGAUUCGAGAAGCCGUCUGCCAUUCAACAGAGAGCAAUAAUUCCAUGCAUUAAAGGCUAUGAUGUCAUUGCCCAGGCCCAGUCAGGAACUGGCAAGACAGCCACAUUUGCAAUUUCCAUCCUGCAGCAGCUGGAAAUAGACCAGAAGGAGACACAGGCUCUGGUCUUGGCUCCAACUAGAGAACUGGCUCAACAGAUUCAGAAAGUAAUCCUGGCUCUGGGUGACUACAUGGGUGCCACCUGCCAUGCCUGCAUUGGAGGAACGAAUGUCCGAAAUGAGAUGCAGAAGCUCCAAGCGGAGGCUCCCCACAUAGUUGUUGGAACUCCAGGGCGAGUCUUUGACAUGCUGAACAGGAGGUACUUGUCUCCAAAAUGGAUCAAGAUGUUUGUCUUGGAUGAAGCUGAUGAAAUGUUGAGUCGGGGAUUCAAGGAUCAAAUCUAUGAGAUUUUCCAAAAAUUAAGCACAAACAUCCAAGUUGUGCUUUUGUCGGCUACAAUGCCAGCUGAUGUGUUGGAGGUGACCAAAAAGUUUAUGCGCGAUCCAAUUCGGAUCCUUGUGAAAAAGGAGGAGCUUACCUUGGAGGGUAUCAAGCAGUUCUACAUCAAUGUAGAAAGGGAGGAGUGGAAACUGGACACCCUGUGUGACCUGUAUGAGACUCUGACAAUCACCCAAGCUGUCAUCUUCUUGAACACAAGAAGAAAGGUUGACUGGCUGACUGAGAAGAUGCAUGCAAGGGACUUCACGGUCUCUGCCCUGCAUGGGGACAUGGACCAGAAGGAGCGUGAUGUGAUCAUGCGAGAAUUCAGAUCAGGAUCUAGCAGAGUUCUGAUCACUACGGACUUGCUGGCGCGUGGCAUCGAUGUACAGCAAGUGUCUCUAGUUAUUAACUAUGAUCUGCCAACAAAUCGGGAAAACUACAUCCACAGAAUUGGUCGUGGUGGCCGUUUUGGCAGGAAAGGAGUUGCUAUUAACUUUGUUACUGAAGAAGACAAGAGGAUUCUUCGGGAUAUCGAGACUUUUUACAAUACUACUGUUGAGGAAAUGCCUAUGAAUGUGGCUGAUCUGAUUUAAUCCCUGAGAUGAGAUCUAUUUUAUGCGGUGCUCGCUGUUGUUGAAUAAACACGUGCAUUGUGCUUAUUUUAUUGGAAAAUAUUGAAUCUUGUCUCAAUGCGGAAUGCGGAUCAGAAAUUCAGAUAUUUGCUAAGUCUAUCGACUUUGGUCGUGAGCUCUUUUGAGGACAGUUGUAGAACCAGUUCUCUAGUUCAGAGGACUCUACAGUUAGACUGCAGGGGUGGGAAACAAAGACAUGGAGUCUUUACAUUUAUUCUUUACUAGAUAUUCAUUUCCUAGUUCAAUAAAUGUGUGUGUGUUAGAUGUUCUCUAUCAUUUAAUAAUUUACUUGUGGACUAAAAGAUAUAAGUGCUGUAUUAAGUCUGCCAAUUAUGUGAAACUAACAUUUAGUUAUUGUAAAACUUGGGUCAGAUGCAAUGACCUUCCAAAUUA
This is a messenger RNA of Megalops cyprinoides (Indo-Pacific tarpon), 1706 nucleotides long. RefSeq names its product eukaryotic initiation factor 4A-II-like. Lineage: Eukaryota; Metazoa; Chordata; Actinopteri; Elopiformes; Megalopidae. Gene Ontology annotation, cellular component: cytoplasmic stress granule. The record is from RefSeq and is a predicted model, not a curated record. The transcript has 11 exons. Gene Ontology annotation, molecular function: ATP binding; RNA helicase activity; translation initiation factor activity. Bases 39 to 1274 code for a protein of 411 amino acids. Gene Ontology annotation, biological process: cytoplasmic translational initiation.